CUGAGCGCAAACUCUGAACUAGGAUUAAUAAUCAACUAUCGACACAUUUAUUCAUCAUCGCAAGGAUGUCAGACGCAAAGCAAAUCAUGGCACAGAAAAGUGCUAAAAUUGCAGCUGGAGCUGUUGUGUGUGUUGAAAGCGAAAUAAGAGGAGAUGUAACCAUAGGUGCUAGAACAGUUGUCCACCCCAAAGCACGGAUCAUAGCAGAGGCGGGGCCUAUUAUCAUUGGAGAGGGUAAUCUGAUAGAGGAGCAGGCACUUAUUAUUAACAGUUAUCCGGAGAAUAUCAUGCCAGACACAGAGGGAAUGGAGCCAAAAACCAUGACAAUUGGGACCAAUAAUGUGUUUGAAGUUGGAUGUGUCUCACAAGCUUUGAAAAUUGGGGACAACAAUGUGAUUGAGUCUAAAUCUGAUCUUGGGAGAAACGUGAUCCUGACCAGUGGCUGUAUCAUCGGUGCGUGCUGCCAGGUCAACACGUGUGAGGUCGUGCCGGAGAACACGGUUGUGUACGGUUCAAACUGCAUCCGCCGUGUGCAGAGUGAAAAGCCACAGUCUCAGACUCUGCAGCUCGACUUCCUCAUGAAGAUUCUGCCCAACUAUCACCACCUGAAGAAGACGGUCAAAGGAAACAGCACACCUGUGAGGAACUAAGAUGCAGCUGGAUCCAGAGGGACUGUAGCCUAUUUCCUCCAACCCAAUCUGGCAUCUGAUGCCACACGCUGACUCAAUUCCCUCAAAUUUCACGUGUCUUUCACUUUCAUGUUGUUUUUUAAUGUCUAGUAGAAUACCUCUGCCACCGAAAAUGACCAUCACACUUUCUAUAUUUCUUCCUGCAUAUGAGGAAUGACAUUAUUCUUCAACAUGUAACAAUAUCUGGUUUUGCACUUGGUUUUAAGAUCACUAUUAACACUAUUUAUGAUAUAUCUAACAUUGCAAAUCUCCUGUGCCAUUUUUAUGUUAAUCAAUUCUACUCAUAUAUAUUUAUAAUUGUUCCAAUGAAGAUACAACAAUAUUGCAAUAAAAAAACCGAAUAAAGAUUGCAUUUAAGCUUG
Molecule: messenger RNA, 1051 nt
Organism: Anarrhichthys ocellatus (wolf-eel)
Lineage: Eukaryota; Metazoa; Chordata; Actinopteri; Perciformes; Anarhichadidae
Product: dynactin subunit 6-like
Exons: 7
Coding region: 66-650 (194 amino acids)
Biological process (GO): mitotic spindle organization
Cellular component (GO): dynactin complex
Molecular function (GO): dynein complex binding
Source: RefSeq, a predicted model, not a curated record